AUGAAUCGUCUCGUAUCAACCAUUUUAAUUCUUGUUUUAUUGGAUUUAACCAUCCAAAGUCUUGAUGCGUGGAAAAUCGAAUCGGCAUUGAGCAAUGGUCAAAAAAAAACGAGUAAACGUCGUUCCAAACGUGAUUUCGCGCCGAUGCCAGCGCCAUAUCCCGUGGGAGUAUGCAACUACGGUGAAAUCGGCAGCUGCGAUCAAUAUGCUAGUCACACCACUCAAGUCGGUGUUCAACUACAAAACACGAUCAAUUACGUUCAACAACGAAAGUUCUUCGUGAGCGGCCUCGUAUCCAUUCCAGCACUUCAAAAUGGUGGCAUGUGCUUUUCAAACACGAACUAUUUUACAUGUGAUGCAUUCGACGCUCUCAUCCGUGGUCAUUUGACGAUACCACAACUCUCAACGGCCAGCCUACUUCCAGUUUCAAUGAUUGAUAUUGAGGGUUUACUGAGCGCUUCAUACAUCAUUCGAUAUGGUCAAUCACAUACAUUGACUGGUCUCGGUGUUAUGGCAAGUAUUUUCGGUCACAUUCUUCCAUCCCAGCUUAGAUCGUUUAAUUUAUAUCCAUUAUCAAACGAAAUGCUCACAUCUGGUUUCUUACAACAAGCAGGAUAUCUUCAAUCAGAUUGUCUUCCAACAGCACUUGGCCUUGCAGCUUCAUACAUUCAUUAUAUUCCAACGAACUUUCCGUCAUCAUAUUGUCAAUUAAAUGGAGACAUUUCAAUGAGUGUUGAUCGGUUGAUUAAUGCCAAAUAUGUCUAUGGUAAUUACAAAAUUGUUACCACCACUGGUAUGCUUGCUAUGCAACAUGGUUAUGUUUCACGAGACGUCUACAGAAAUUUCGGUUGCUAUCCGUUUGCUGCAAAUGCUUUUGCUCAAACUCAAACAUCUGAAUAUGUUUAUCAAGAACAAACUCAACAAGUAUCAUUUGUUAAUGAUUUAGUCCACACAGGCUACCUUUAUUCGAAUAAUCUCCUUACCAAUGUUGGAUACUUUAGUAUUAUGAAACAAUUUGUCAGUGUAGAAAACUUUCGUAGUUUGAAUCUCUGGCCUUGCCCUUCGACAAUCUCCAUCAGUGCUUUCGUCGCUGCUGGCUACGGUUCAUACAGUGGUCAUUUAACAACACUUGGUACCUAUUUAUAUCAUGCUCAAUACUUCUCAACUGAUUUACUUAUUCGACUUGGCAUUCAUUUACAUGAUGAUUUCUAUAUGUAUCAUCAUGCUUUAAAUUAUGGUGGAUAUAUUUCAUCAUCCUAUCAUGAAACUCAUAGUGCUGUUCACAGCGCUCUUACCUAUCCAUCAUACGGAGUCCAAGCUGCUCAAGUUGCCCAAUAUCAAUCAGGAAGUCAAUUUCAAUCAGCCGUCGGUGGAUACCCACCAGUUGCUAGUCCAUAUUCAGGACUCGGCGGUGUAUAUCCAGCAGGAGCUGAUGGAACCCUUACAAACGGCAUAAUGAAUCCAGGCACUGCUUUCGCUAAGAAAUAA
Adineta ricciae is the source of this 1488-nucleotide messenger RNA. The record is from the annotation of a GenBank genome assembly. Lineage: Eukaryota; Metazoa; Rotifera; Eurotatoria; Adinetida; Adinetidae.